Acanthaster planci (crown-of-thorns starfish) is the source of this 611-nucleotide messenger RNA. RefSeq lists its product as uncharacterized. The record is from RefSeq and is a predicted model, not a curated record. Gene Ontology annotation, molecular function: serine-type endopeptidase inhibitor activity. NCBI's taxonomy places the organism in Eukaryota, Metazoa, Echinodermata, Asteroidea, Valvatida, Acanthasteridae. Gene Ontology annotation, biological process: hyaluronan metabolic process.
AGACUCCAGGCGCCAUUAAAGAGACGCACUGUAAACGUGACCAGUGCAACCACUCCACCCCCCGCAGUCACCACGCGGCCAAAGUUAAGAGUUCAUAAUGCACUCUGGCGACCCACCGUGAAGCACCUCCACUGAUCACAACAGUGCCAUUCUCAGACAUUUCCACUUCUGCCGUGAGCAAGCCUUUUUUCAGCAUAGGUGGAGUUUAGGUCGUUUAUACACUUACUGGGCUGCGGAGGAUCAUACUCUGUCUGAACGCAACGGUUAUGAUAAAGAUGUUGCCGUCACCAACACCAGUGAUUCUUGGACUGGUUGUGGUAUCGCAUAUGCUGUCGGGGAUACAGUCUGCCUUUGCCUCAGAAGAUUGGAUCGUAGAAGCUUCAAGAAACUCCAAGCAAAAGGAGAUGCCGAGCAAUCACGCACGCGUCAAAAGGCAAUCAAUAUUCAACAGGAACGAAAUUGAACAAUUCCAAGUGGAGAGUAAGAUAGCUGUGCGGUUCGCCAGCACCACCAUCACCAGCCGCAUCCGAAACCGUGCGUCGUCUUACCAAUCGCUCAACUUCGUCUUGCAAUUGCCACUGAACGCGUUCAUCGCAAACUUCUCACUGUAA